AUGUAUAAAAAUCCCAACGAUGGAAAUGAUGUUGAUUUAUUAUCAAUAACUGGUGUUAAACAAAAGAUGAAUUUAUAUGUAACAUCAUUAAUUUAUAUUGUUUUUACACGUGUAGAAUUAUUGCAAAUUGAUGCAACGAAAAUUAAAUUUAAUGAUGCACAAAUAAUCUCAUAUAUUGCUUAUCACAUCUCUUUUUUAGAAGCUGUACGAAAUAAAUUUCGAUUAUCAGGUGAUAUUUUUAAAAUUGAAUGGUGUAAUUUAGAUGAAACAUUUUUAAACAAACGUCGGGAUAUUAAAAAAGGUUUAAAAAAACAACGAACUACAGUUCGAACAAAUUCAUCAACACAAACCUAA
This is a messenger RNA of Rotaria sordida, 354 nucleotides long. The record is from the annotation of a GenBank genome assembly. NCBI's taxonomy places the organism in Eukaryota, Metazoa, Rotifera, Eurotatoria, Philodinida, Philodinidae.